Messenger RNA from Nothobranchius furzeri (turquoise killifish), 4250 nucleotides. Lineage: Eukaryota; Metazoa; Chordata; Actinopteri; Cyprinodontiformes; Nothobranchiidae. The record is from RefSeq and is a predicted model, not a curated record.
UGUAACCCACAUCAGAAUUGUGGUUUGUGCUGCGGCAUAAGGUUGGAGGUGUAAUUUCCCUCUCCGCCACUAGGAGGCGAGUAUGCCUUGAGAUGACUUCCUGUUAGUCAGCAUUUCCUGUUGUGAAAGCCGUUACUCACGAGGCAACCGCCAGAUUAACUGAAAGAUCCUGGAUCUGAAUUCUGUGAAAUACGGCCGUGGGAAGCUGCGUCAGCCAGGCGAGCUAUCUCACCACGAGCUCCGGUAAGGGAUGCUACAUGAAUGUUAGCACCAUAAAGACAUGUAGUUGACUGCUGUUAAUAUAUUUCCUGUUUAAAAACCAGUCGGAGUUGUGAUACUUAUGUUUAAAGUACUGUAACAUCACUGAUGUGCAGAUGUUUAUUUUUAAGUGUUAAAGAAUAUAUUAAAAUGUGCCCAGCUAACCGCUAGUAUUAAGCUACUGCUUAGCAAUUUCUGUGUGUUCUACUAUUACUGUGAUUCAUUUGAGUUUGUUAGCUUUCCAAAACGUUAAAGGAACAGUAAUAUUGUCAUGUAGUGCUUAAAGGCACCCUUUUAGUUGUUGAUUUAAAAGUUAAUUCAUUUGAUAAAGAUGCAAAAAGUUUAUAAAAUGGGAUUAUAAAAUGUGAAGGAUCUCAUUACUCUGUUGGAUGUAUUAGUGUUUAAAGAAGUUGAUAUAUUUUUCUGAGAAAUAAUUCAGUUGAAAUAUCUGAAAAGGAAGAACAGUUAAAAGCAAGCUGGAAAAAAAAGAUAAAUGUGGGAGAGUGAAUCUUACAAAUUUAUUUAUUCUUAAAAGGGUAAAUAUAAGGUAUAUUUUCUGUUGUGCUAAAACCUUGUGUGAUGCAACUCAAGUUAUUUCAUGAUGCUUGAGACAUUGUGUAACUAAAGAUGAGUGAUGGAAGGAGCAUAGAUAAAAUAGUAAUGUAUGCACUCUGCCCUGUGUGCAUAGAUUGGUUUUUUGACCAGGACCGGAUCAUUUGAGAUCUGAACCUUGUGGGUUCAGUGGCGAGCCAGUUCCAAGAGAGUGACUGUAGACGGACCAGAGUACGGUGUGGCCAGCCGUGGGAUCCAUCUUCAGCGAACCCCAGGACCAUCAUUACAUCCCUUGACACAGAUAAGACUGACACUUUUAAAAAAUCUACCCGGGUAGUGUUAGAUCCACUGGACAGAAACGCAUACACACAAACUAAUUUCUCUUUCCAAAGAGAAGUGGACUGAGCAACAGGAGUGGAAGCUCUUUAAUUGAAACUCUUUGGAGAAUUUCCUCAAAGAGGGUUUUGGUUUUAUUUUGAGUCCUUUAAUGUGCGUUUGUGCACUGUAGGAAGCCGGCUUAGACAGGCAGGGUUUGUAAACUUUACACCUUUUCAAUACAGUUUCUAUUUAAAUCAUAUAUUAUCUGUCAUUGUGUGGUUCCUUCUCUGCUGAUCCUUUCAAGGCUCCAUAAUCUUACCUAGAACUUUUGAUACUGGUCCAGAGUUGUCAAGACAAUAGUUCAAUACCUAUUUCAUAAUAUUUAAUUGUAAAACCCGUUACAAAAGUGGCGAGCCAGCCAGGAGCCUAGUUAAGUGCCAGCAGUGAAACACAUCUCAUGUUUGGGAAAUUGUAUGAGAAAAAAGGUGUUUAUAUGCUUUAGCGUUAUUGCCAAAGAUGGAGUUCAUAGCUAACUCAGGUAUCAAAGUCCCAAAUGCAGUGAUUGUGAGUGGGUUGCUUGGAUCGCCAGAAGAUGAGGAGAUCAUAGACUUUCUGAAGAAAUAUGGUUCUGCUAGGCUCGUUUCAGUAACUGAUGCUGAAUCAGAGUUUUAUAAAAACCUGAUUAUUGAGUAUCAAGAUGGUGCCGCCAUUGAAGCCUUAUCUUCUCUUUUGCCUUACACACAUGAACUCAAAGAGAACCCAAGUGUCAGGUAUCUCGUUCAAGCUUUGGCUAGCAUUUACACUACAAAGGUUGGCUGCAAUGUUACCAAAACCUACCUCAAUGAGAUAAAGAAAUUGGCAAAAUUAAGUGGGAAAGAGUACGAAGAAGUGUUGAGAGACAUGAUGUCAGAGAUCAGUGAGGCAAUUGGAACAGGCAGCGCUGAUGAGGUAUCUGUAGCCAAACCGUUCAACACAUCUCUUGAAACAGUCGAAACCUCAGAUCACCAGAUGUUCAGAAGUCCCUCCUUGAUGGAUUUCGGUCAAGAUUGCCCCGAACCAAAGCCACCCACCAUCCUGAGGCAAAAUCUACCCAUCAGGGAGAGUGACCUACAUCCACCUGAAGUUCAAAAGGUCAUCGUUGAACACAUUGUAAGGAAAAGUGACUGUAACAUAUAUCCACAUUUUCCCAUCAAGCUUCACCCAUUUUCAGGCAAAACCCCAAGGCCCAGUAAUGAGACCGACUACGACACAUGGCGAUCACAUGCUGAGCUUCUCAGAAAAGAUUCCACUCUGUCUAAUCUUCAGAAGUCUCGGAAGAUGGUUGAGAGCUUGCUCUCCCCUGCAGCAGAUAUUGUCAAAAGGCUAAGUCCUGAAGCUACCCCUGAAACUUACCUUCAACUGCUGGAUGCAGCCUUUGGAACUGUUGAAGAUGGCGAAGAACUUUUCGCCCAGUUUAUGAAUACUCUUCAGGAUCCUGGUGAAAAGGCUUCAUCCUACCUCUGCCGCCUACAGGCUGUUCUAAACCUUGCUGUUAAGAGGGGAGGAAUUGCUGCUGAAGAAGCAGACAAAUAUAUUCUCAAGCAAUUCUGCCGCGGUUGUUUGGACAACAUCUUGCUCUCUGACCUCAAUCUAGAAGAUAAGAAAAGUCACCCUCCAGCAUUUGCAGAGGUCCUGUUACAGAUCCGUACUGAGGAGGAUAGACAUGCAGCCAAAGUCACGCGCAUGAAGAAGCACCUCGGCUCAAAUCGACAGCGGGCCGUUACUAGCUCGCAAAGCACAUGUGCCUGCAGCCAGCAAGUAGUGAUCCCACCCGAGUCCAACACAUUGGAGGAACUCAGACAGCAAGUCGCAUCUCUUCAGAGCCAGCUUACUGCACUGAUGUCAAAGAAACCCCAAAAGACCUCGAAACCCAAGGGGAGCGCUGAGCACGCAUCCAGCCGACCAAUCUCACCUAAACUUGACCCUAGAGCACCAAGCUGGAAGCCAUCCAACCCAAAACAGAACGCAAGGCCAAAGGCCUGGUAUUGUUUCAAGUGUGGUCAGGAUGGCCAUAUUUCUUCAACAUGCACUAACGAACUAAACCCCACUCUUGUUGAUGAAAAAAGAAGUCAGCUAAGAGAAAAGCAGCGUCUGUGGGAUGCGACAAACCAUCUAACUCCCAAUGAAAAUUUUUAGAUGAAGCCUCAGUUGUAGGGCAAACUGAGGCUGAAGCAGCUCACCAGUGCCCUGUUAAUAGAGAUGCUACACCCAAAUUAAGUGCUGCUUUGAACCAGUGUAAUGUCAGGAAACACCUUUCGAAGGUUUCCCCAAAACUGGUAGGUACAAAGAGUACAUGCCAAGUAAUGAUCCAAGAUAAACAGUUUAACUGUCUGAUGGACACAGGUUCACAAGUGACUACGGUUACCAAGUCCUUCUUUGAUCAACAUCUGUUUGAAACACAGAUAGAGCCACUGUAUGAUCUAUUGGAAGUUGAAGGUGCCAAUGGGUUACCCGUACCUUAUUUGGGCUACAUUAAAAUCACCAUCACCUUCCCAGAACAAUUCCUGGGCAAGGAGUGUGAUGUCCCAACCUUGGCCUUAGUGGUGCCAGACAGUGGAACAUCUGGCUUUCAUGUCCUGAUUGGUACUAACACCCUUGAUGUGGCAUAUAACAUGCAUAAAGAGGAAGGUCCAGCGAUCCAUCACCCCUCAUCAGAUGGCUAUAAGACUGUGCUGAAAGUAUUACAGCUGCGACAUGAACAAUGUCACAACAGUAACAUUGGAGUGGUGAGGAUGCAUGGGAAAGAAACAAAGGUUGUUCCGGCUGGAGCAACUGUUGUUUUAGAAGGAACUGUAGCAGUCAAGGGGUUCCAGUCGGAGAAGUGUGCCAUUGUGGAGUACCCUACAUCAUCUCUACCUGGAGGACUGCUGGUAAAGACCUGCCUCCUCAACAUACCAACCAGAUCCCCAUGCAGGCUACCAGUUGUGAUAUCUAAUGCGUCUGAGCACGACAUCACUAUUCCGGCCAAGAGCGUGAUUGCUGCGCUCAAUGCAAUCCAAGCUAUUCUACCACACAAGCAGAGUGCGACGGAGGGUCAGGAGCCAACUAAGCUACCUGGAUCCAAGUCCCCUGAUCAACCUAAG